Messenger RNA from Pseudomyrmex gracilis, 449 nucleotides. RefSeq names its product 39S ribosomal protein L34, mitochondrial (gene mRpL34). Gene Ontology annotation, molecular function: structural constituent of ribosome. The transcript is spliced from 2 exons. Lineage: Eukaryota; Metazoa; Arthropoda; Insecta; Hymenoptera; Formicidae. Gene Ontology annotation, cellular component: mitochondrial large ribosomal subunit; ribosome. Bases 110 to 373 code for a protein of 87 amino acids. Gene Ontology annotation, biological process: translation. The record is from RefSeq and is a predicted model, not a curated record.
CUGCUCAUAUGACUUCGAGUUUCGUGGUCAGAAAUUGUUCCAAGUACUACGAAAUCGAACGAUUUUCGUCAUAUUCUGUGAAUCUUGUUCGUUCGCGAAAAAUACAAACAUGCUCGGUAGAUUGAUCUCCGGUAUAUUCCAAUCCAUACCACGGACAGGCGUUUCGAGCCAGAUCACCGCUGCGAACGUAACACAAAUUUGGAACCCGUGGAGUCUGACGUCUGUGAGAAAUAUCGUGAGAUAUCACUUUCCUCACCCGAACGAACGAAAACGUAUCAAGAGACACGGUUGGUUGGCCAGGCUAAAAACACCAGGCGGCAGAAAAAUCCUCCAAAGACGAAUUUUAAAGGGCAAACAUGUGCUCAGUCACUGAUCACACACAUUACACAUGUUAUUUAUGCAAUUAAUAUGAGAACGUAACAACAAAUACACAUUUACUUGUUAGUCAA